AUGGAUAUUAUAGAAGAGUCUAAUAAAUGUAAGGAAAAUAACAAAGGGAAUAUUAUUGUUUUAAAUUUUGGAACAACUGACAAAACAAAUGCGGUAACAAUUUUAGAAACAGCAUUAUAUCUUACUGAGAAGUAUAUAGGAAAAAUAAUAAAUACUUCGUAUAUGUACGAAACUGUCCCGGAGUAUGUUGUACUCGACAAAAGUGAUAUACCGAAAAAUAUAAGAGGAGAAGAUGAGCCUUAUGAUGUAAGUAGUUUAAACGAUUUGGUAAAGGGUCUUGAAAAGUCGAAAUAUGAGAAUGUUUUUCAAGAUGAAGAAAAUUUAGUUUCACAGUGUGAAGAAUAUGAAAGAUUUUUAAAUAAUAAAGAUUUAUUUGAAAAUAAAGUAAAACAGAUUAGUGCUGAAAAUUAUGAAACUGAAACUAGUAAUAUAAUAAAGGAAAAUGAUGAAAUAAUGAAAAUUAAUUUAGAAAAACAUAAAAAUAAAUACUACACGAGUUAUUUUUAUAAUUUAGUUGCAGUUUUUAAAUGUUUCAUUGAUGAUCCAUUAAACUUAUUAGUAAUAUUAAAAUAUAUAGAAUACCUAAUGAAAAGAAAAAAUUCUAAGGAGGUUGAAAAAUUUGAAAACCGAUUGAUAGACAUAGAUAUAUUAUUUUUUAAUAAUUAUACUAUUUUUGAAAAAAAUAUAAAUUUAACAACAAAUGAUUUAUAUGCAAUUAUGUGUAAAUAUAUCAAUAUAGAAUAUGACAAUAAUAGUAGUGAUAAUUGUAAUAAAUGGUCAAUAGCUAUUGAGCAAAUAAAGGAUAAUAUAAAAUUUCUUUCUAUUCCUCAUGUAUAUACAAAACAUAGAUAUAGUAUAUUGUUAUGUUUAAAUGAUGUUAUACCAAAUUAUAAGCAUAAUGUUUUAAAAGAAACAAUAAAUAAAUUAUAUGAAGAAUUUAUUACUAGCUUUUCAAAAUUAUAUAAUACAUGUAUCAAAAAAUAUAACAAGCGAUUAUAUGUUCUAAAAAAUGAAGUAUUGUAUUUAAAAGAAAAAACAAAUAUAGUUGGCAUAUUAAAUACCAAUUAUAAUUCUUUUUCGGAUGGUGGCUUAUUUGUUAAACCGAAUAUUGCUGUACACAGAAUGUUUCAAAUGAUAAAUGAAGGUGUAGAUAUUAUAGACAUAGGUGGUGAAUCCUCUGCUCCUUUUGUUUCUCAUAAUCCAGAAAUUAAAGAACGUGAUUUGGUAAUUCCUGUACUAGAAUUAUUUGAACAAGAGUGGAAUAAAAUGUUACAAAUUCGUGAAAAUGGAAUGGAGAAACAGAAGGAUAAAUUGAAUAAAAAUGACCUAUCUUUACAAAAAAAAACAUCAACUAUUUAUAAACCGCCUAUAAGUAUAGAUACCAUGAACUAUGAUUUAUUCAAAGAAUGUGUUGAAAAAAAUUUAGUUGAUAUACUUAAUGAUAUAAGUGCAUGUACAAAUGAUCCAAAAAUAAUUAAAUUAUUAAAGAAGAAAAAUAAAUAUUAUAGUGUUGUUUUAAUGCAUAAAAGAGGAAAUCCACAUACUAUGGAUAUGUUAACACAAUAUGAUGAUGUUGUAUAUGAUAUUAAAAAGUAUUUAGAGGAUAGAUUAAAUUUUUUAACUUUAAAUGGUAUACCUAGAUAUAGAAUUAUAUUAGAUAUAGGUUUAGGUUUUGCAAAGAAGCAUGAUCAAUCCAUUAAAUUAUUACAAAACAUUCAGGUUUACGAUGAUUAUCCUCUUUUUAUUGGAUAUUCAAGGAAGAGAUUUAUAUCUCAUACUUUGGAACAAACUUGCGCUGAAAUAUGUCCUAAUACUAUUGCUGAAAAUGAAAAUAUUCAAAAUGAUGAAUCUGGUAAAAACACGUUUACAGUUAGGAAUAUAAGAAAGGACAAAGAUCAGUAUCUUUAUCAAAAAAAUAUACUAGGUGGAUUAGCCAUUGCAUCAUAUUGCUUUGAUAAAAAAGUUGAAAUGAUAAGAGUUCAUGAUGUUUUUGAAACUAGAUGUGUUUUAGAUAUGAUGAAAAAAUUGCACCAAACGGAAUAA
Plasmodium yoelii is the source of this 2043-nucleotide messenger RNA. RefSeq names its product hydroxymethyldihydropterin pyrophosphokinase-dihydropteroate synthase, putative. Gene Ontology annotation, molecular function: dihydropteroate synthase activity; 2-amino-4-hydroxy-6-hydroxymethyldihydropteridine diphosphokinase activity. The transcript is spliced from 3 exons. Gene Ontology annotation, biological process: tetrahydrofolate biosynthetic process. Bases 1 to 2043 code for a protein of 680 amino acids. The record is from RefSeq and is a predicted model, not a curated record. NCBI's taxonomy places the organism in Eukaryota, Apicomplexa, Aconoidasida, Haemosporida, Plasmodiidae. Gene Ontology annotation, cellular component: mitochondrial envelope.